Trichomonas vaginalis G3 is the source of this 480-nucleotide messenger RNA. RefSeq lists its product as uncharacterized. The record is from RefSeq and is a predicted model, not a curated record. NCBI's taxonomy places the organism in Eukaryota, Parabasalia, Trichomonadida, Trichomonadidae. The transcript has a single exon. Bases 1 to 480 code for a protein of 159 amino acids.
AUGAUUUCUACAGCAGAUGAAACCCCAAUUUAUGCUGAACUUGGAUUGGGACCAAAUCCAAGCAAAAUGGAUAUGGCAACUAAGGUUCUCAAGAAAAGUUAUCACACUUUUCAAAAUACAGCGUUAGAAUUUUCAUUAGUUUACUCAGGAUGCUUAAUUAUCAAUGAUCUUGUUGAUAAAAAGCCUAUUCAAUGGCGUAAUAACAUUGUUACAGCUACAACUUACAGUUUAAACAUCGCUACUUCAUUAGCUUUAGCAGAAAUUAUUAAUGACUCCAUUGCAUUACAUAGAGGUGAACGUAAAAUUUAUGAUUCAAUCAUUGCAUCUACAAUCUCUGGUGGAAUUGUUGAAAUUCCACAUGGCGCAAGUGCUGUAUAUCGUGGCGCAGUUAGUGGUGCACUCUGGUCAUCAGCCAUGGCUGGAAUGCAGUACGUUUUUUCAAAGUUUUUAAGUGAUAAACCAGAUUCAGAAAAUAAAUAA